Messenger RNA from Fusarium pseudograminearum CS3096, 993 nucleotides. RefSeq lists its product as uncharacterized. Gene Ontology annotation, biological process: pantothenate biosynthetic process. Gene Ontology annotation, molecular function: 2-dehydropantoate 2-reductase activity. The coding region runs from base 1 to 993 and encodes 330 amino acids. The transcript has 3 exons. NCBI's taxonomy places the organism in Eukaryota, Fungi, Ascomycota, Sordariomycetes, Hypocreales, Nectriaceae. The record is from RefSeq and is a predicted model, not a curated record. Gene Ontology annotation, cellular component: cytoplasm.
AUGGAUAAAGGAAACGACAAAGCAAGAAUUCUUCUCGCCGGCUGUGGAGGAAUUGGCUGUAUGGCUGCUCUGAAUCUCGAAUUCGGGGGACAAGCUCAAGUUACAGCUGUAUUGCGCUCAAGCUAUCAGAUAGUCGAAAAGCAAGGCUUCACAAUCAACUCUGUCGACCACGGCCAAGUUCGGGGGUUCAGACCAACUGAAAUCCUAUCAGUUGUACCUGAUGUCUCCCAAUCCGGCAUCUUGCCCUUUGACUACAUUAUCUGUGCCACCAAGAAUACCCCAGAUGUAUCUAUGCCUGUAGCCGAACUAAUCCGACCUGCUGUUACGCCUGGUUACUCUACCAUCUUGCUCCUACAGAACGGACUCAACAUCGAGGUUCCCCUCCUUGAGGCCUUCCCUGACAAUGUCAUCCUUUCAGGCAUAAGCGUCUGCGGCUCUUCUGAGCCCGAAUCUGGAACCAUUGAGCACAACAUACACGAUGAGCUAUGGAUCGGACCAUUUCGAGACGUGGGCAACGCCGCAGAUCGAGCAAAGGACCUUGUGGCCCGAUACAACGCAGGAGGGCGCUGCACCUGUCACUACGACUCCAACGUCACCUUCUCGCGAUGGAAGAAGCUUCUUUACAACGCUGUAUACAACCCGGUUGCUGCUCUGACCAGAUUGGACACGGGCGAUUUACAACUUUGUCCUGGUCUUGUCGAUGAAGUUGUGCGGCCUGGGAUGAAAGAGAUCCAAGCUGCUGCGGCUGCUUAUGGGCAGGAGAUUACAGAUGCGAUGAUUGGAGCUACCAUCACGACUGAGCCAAUCGAGGCUCAUGUUUCGCCAAGUAUGUUGGUAGAUGUCCAAAAGAGCCAGUACAUCGAGUUUGAAAAUCUCAUUGGCGAGCCCCUUCGUUGUGCAAAGGUCCGACAUAUUGCAACUCCCAUUCUGCAGAAUCAUUAUUCACUGGCAAAGAGCUAUCAAUGGAAGCUUAAAAGCAAGAGGGACAGUUGA